AUGCCUUUGAAAAAAUAUCAGCUAAUCCGGCGAUUUAUUCACUUCGCUGAUAAUAAUGAACCGAGUACGGAUAGAUACCAAAAGGUUCGACCUGUAGUUGAAAGUGUAAGACAAAACUGCUUACGUGUUGCUGAAGAAGAGGACAGAUUUAGCAUUGACGAGAUGACUCUUCCUUACAAAGGUAAAAAGGCUGGCAACAGGCGUCAAUACAAUGCAAAAAAACCAAAGAAGUGGGGUUUCAAAGCUUUUGUACGAAGUGGAGUGUCUGGAUAUGUUUACGACUUCCUUUUAUACGGGGGUGACGAUACCUUCCGCAGUAUACAAUUCAGCUCAGAGGAACAUUCGUUAGGGUUUGGAGGUAAAGUAGUAGUGGUUCUCUGUCAAUCGAUUAAAAAAAGGCCAUGCUUUGUAUAUUUCGAUAACUAUUACACAUCUCUCGAGCUAGUAGUGUAUUUGAGAAAUGAGCUGGGAAUAUUCAGCCUUGGUACUGUAAAGGCUAACCGCUUGCGAGGAUGUCAAGAGAAAUUGGAUACAGAUAAAAUGCUAAAAAGAAAAGGUCGGGGAUCAUUUUCGCAGAUAGUUUGUAAUCGCAAUAAAGUUUCAGUCGUAAAGUGGUUAGAUAAUAAGCCAGUUACCUUGGCCUGUUCAUUUGCUGACGCAUAUCAAGUUAGCAAAGUAAAUAGAUAUUCCAAAGAACUGAAAACGCAGACGAAUGUAUAUUGUCCGCAGGUUGUAAAAUUUUAUAACAUGCAUAUGGGAGGUGUUGACUUGGCAGACAUGUUGAUAGCCCUUUAUAGGACCCAAAUAAAAAGUCGCAGGUGGUAUAUGGGCAUUUUUGCUCAGAUGCUAGAUAUCAGCGUAAAUAACGGAUGGAUUCUAUAUCGAAGAUAUUGUGCCCAGAAAAAUCUCAAGAAAACCAUGUCACUCAAAGAAUUUCGAUGCCAAUUUUUUUUUUAUUGGCAUCCAAACCGAUAG
Molecule: messenger RNA, 975 nt
Organism: Parnassius mnemosyne (clouded apollo)
Lineage: Eukaryota; Metazoa; Arthropoda; Insecta; Lepidoptera; Papilionidae
Source: the annotation of a GenBank genome assembly